This is a messenger RNA of Rana temporaria (common frog), 4935 nucleotides long. RefSeq names its product zinc finger protein 420-like. Gene Ontology annotation, molecular function: RNA polymerase II cis-regulatory region sequence-specific DNA binding; DNA-binding transcription factor activity, RNA polymerase II-specific. The coding region runs from base 123 to 3656 and encodes 1177 amino acids. The transcript is spliced from 12 exons. Lineage: Eukaryota; Metazoa; Chordata; Amphibia; Anura; Ranidae. The record is from RefSeq and is a predicted model, not a curated record. Gene Ontology annotation, biological process: regulation of transcription by RNA polymerase II.
AAGUGGGUGUGGUUUUGUACGAUGUACCGGAAGUAGGAGUGUAGAGGCGGCCUGUCAGGGGAGGAGAGGCCGGAGGAAGAGGAGCUGAGCCCCGGGGGGAGGAGAGGAGGCGAGGGGCCGCCAUGGAAGACAAGAAGGUGGGCACAGAGGCGGUGAAGGUGGAGUCCCCGGACGAGGUGCCUCUGAAGAGCGAGCCGCAGAUGGACGCGGCGGCCGUUGUGAUGGGGGACCCCAUGGACUGCCUGGUGGAUUAUCACUUGGGAACGCAGCUGACGGUGGAGCGGGAGAUCCAGAUCGGGGACGGUGCCCCGCCGCGUUUGGACUACGACGCGCUCUUCCCACCUAAAAAGAACGCCAAGCCGCGGCAGAGGAGAGCGUCGGGCGAGCGGAACUUCACCUGCGGGCAGUGCGGCAAAUGCUUCCUGCGCAGCGCGGACCUGGCCAAACACGAGAAGGCGCACGCCGGGGAGAAGAGCUACGCCUGCAGCAUCUGCGGGAAGAACUUUCGCAGGCACACCUCUCUCCUGAUCCACGCCCGGAUUCACACCGGGGAGCGCCCGUAUCAGUGCACGCAGUGCGGGAAAAGCUUCGUACAGCGGCAGCACCUCACCACCCACCAACGCACGCACACCGGAGAGAAGCCUUUCCAGUGUAUAGAGUGCGGCAAGGGAUUCCGCUGGAGGUCUGAGCUCCUCAAACAUCAGAAGAACCACGCUGACAAGUCCUCGGUGGGCUUCGAUGACCUGGCGGCCUCGUUCUCUAAGGAGGAAUGGAUGGAGCUGGAGGAAUGGCAGAAGGAGCUGUACAGGAAUGUGAUGAAGGAGACCUCGGAGACGCUCAUCUCGCUCGGUGAGGGACUGGUAGAGAAAGCCAUCGGUGAGAAGACCUCGGCAGAGGCGGCCGGCGCUCCCGUCCUGGGUGCCGAUUGUACGGAUAACCUCCCGCUCUGCGCCGAGGAAGCGGCGGGUGGAGGGGAAGUGCCGCCGGCUCAGUCGCUGGACGUGGCUGAGGGGAAGCCGCCAUCUUUUCCGGAGGGAGCGGAUAAGAUCCGGAUGAAGUUCCUGGGCGGCUCGGAAGCCGGUAACGCCCAGCGGCCGCACGCCUGCGCGGAAUGCAGCAAGGUCUUUUACAGCAAGCGAACGUUGAAGGCCCACCUGCAGGCCCACCUCGGAGAGCGAUCGUACAUUUGUAACGUGUGCGGGAAGUGUUUCCGGCGGCACACCUCGCUGCUUAUUCACGAACGCAUUCACACCGGGGAGAGGCCCUAUCACUGCGCGCAGUGCGGCAAGAGCUUCAUACAGAGGCAGCACCUGAGCACCCACCAGAAGACCCACACAGGAGAGAAGCCUUUCCAGUGCACUGACUGCAAGAAAGGCUUCCGAUGGCGCUCCGAGCUGCUGAAACACCAGAAGGUUCACCAGGAAGAGGUCUCGGAAGCUUUGGUGAAGGAAGAACCGGGAGAUUCGAAUUGCUGUGUGAAGGCUGAAGAAUCGAACACAGGAGACUCCGGCCAUCACUCCAAGACGCCUCAACCCAAGAGAUGUUUAACCAAGAAGCGACCGGCGCGUAACACCAAAGCGGAGAAGGCCCACGCCUGCGCGGAGUGCGGCAAGAUAUUUUACAACAAGCGGACGUUAAAGGCGCACCUGCGCGCUCACCUGGGCGAGCGCUCGUUCAUCUGUAACGUGUGCGGGAAGUGUUUCCGCAGGCACACCGCGCUGCUCAUCCACGAGCGGAUUCACACGGGAGAACGGCCGUACAAAUGUGCGCAGUGCGGGAAGAGCUUCAUACAGCAGCAACACCUGACCACCCACAAGAAGACCCACACCGGGGACAAACCGUUUCCCUGCGAUGUCUGCGGGAACAGUUAUCGCUGGAGGUCUGAACUCACCAAACAUCAGAGGGUGCACCAGGACCAGAACUCGGCGAAAUCUUCUUCUGAGGACGGGCAGAAAGAUGUCGCAGUAAAAAGGCGCUUCAAGCGCGAAGGUCAAGGCAGCACGCUGGGCACCCUGGAGAGGGGCAAGGCUCUGGGCAAGCGGGCCAGGCUGCUGUUGCGGCAGCGGGCGCAGAAAACGGAGCGCAGCCAUUCCUGCGCGGAGUGCGGCAAGAGCUUCCUGAAUAAGAGGACGCUGCGCACCCACCAGCGGGUGCACACGGACGAGCGCUCCUACAUCUGUAACGUGUGCGGGAAGAGCUUCCGGAGGCACACCUCGCUGCUCAUCCACGAGCGCAUUCACACCGGGGAACGGCCGUACCAGUGCGCCCAGUGCGGGAAGAGCUUCGUACAGCGCCAGCACCUCACCACCCACCUGAAGACCCACACCGGGGAGAAGCCUUUUCAGUGUGCGCAGUGCGGGAAGGGAUUCCGCUGGCGUUCCGAGUUACUGAAACAUCAAAAGGUGCAUGAAGAGUCUCUGCUCUCCAAGACGGAUGUCGGCUGUAAGAUGGAGAAGGAGAAUUUCUUUGAGGACGAUUGGAAAGCCAUCAAUGGUGGUCAGAGCGCACACCGGGAAGCCAACGGGGUUGGGAACGCCACGGAUAAGAACCCGAGUGGCGACCCCGAGAGCUCCUUCCCGUGUACUCAGUGUGAGAAGACCUUCCUUCACAGUCAGGACCUGGUGAGACAUCAGCGCAGCCACCUCGGGGAGCGACCCUACGUGUGCAACCAGUGCGGGAAGUGCUUCCGCCGCAACACCUCCCUGCUCAUCCACGAGCGCAUUCACACCGGGGAACGGCCGUACCAGUGCGCCCAGUGCGGGAAGAGCUUCGUACAGCGCCAGCACCUCACCACCCACCUGAAGACCCACACCGGGGAGAAACCCUUCCCGUGUACGCUCUGCGGGAAGAGCUAUCGCUGGAGGUCCGAGCUGCUCAAACACCAGAGAGUGCACAGUGCUGGAGAGGCGCCGGUGUCGUUUGAUGACGUGGCGGUCUGUUUCUCAGACGAGUGGAAGGAUCUGGAGGAAUGGCAGAAGGAGCUGUACCGGAAUAUGCUGAAGGACAGCGCCGACUCCCUCAUAUCACUGGCAGGUGAAGUGUGGAUUAAUAAGAACGGGAAGGAAAUGGCUCCAGAGAGGCCCCCCGGAGAGCUGGCGCUUUCCACGGACUCUAAGGAUCACAUUCCUCUUGGCGGCGAGUUGAAUCAUGCCGGUGUUCCGCUAGAAUCCAGAGACUUCCCCGGGCAGAGUGUUCUGGGGGCGGAGCCUCACACUUCCACCGACCCUCUCCGCGGCUUCCGGCACAGCCUGCCCUUCUUGGACCACCGCAGAGCCCCUCGGGAGAAGCUCUUCUCCUGUAACGAGUGCGAGAAGCGAUUCGCACGAAGCUCAGACUUGCUGAAACAUCAACGCAGCCACCAGGCCGGUGAGAAGCCUAACCUGUGCAACGAAUGCGGCAAAGUCUUCCGUCGCCGAACGGCCUUAAUCAUCCACAAGCGCAUUCAUACGGGGGAGCGGCCUUACAAGUGCAAACAGUGCGGCAAAUGCUUUGUUCAGCGGCAGCACCUCACCACCCACGUCAAGACGCACACGGGGGAGCGGCCUUACCCGUGCAACGAGUGCGGCAAGAGUUACCGCUGGAGGUCCGAGCUCCUCAAACACCAGAAGGUCCACGCUGAUGUGCUGGGGCCGUCCGUGGUGUAUACGCAAGGAUGAGGUGUGACGUGCCGAUAUGAAGGGAGAUGGACCAUAGUGGGAGACGUCUGUGUAUUGUGCUCACCCACGGCUACACUAGAGGAGGGCCCCAGACACUGCAUGGGCACUUCAGUGGGAAGAACGGUCACCUCAGUCUGACCAUUUCUGGUCAGGUCUGGUUUUUAAUUGUUAUUACUUGAGGGAACAUAACGGGCAAGACAGCACAUCGACCAUCCCAGGAGAUGGGAACACAAGGCUAAAUGCACGGACUGUAGUACAUUGAGUGUGAUAAUGGGCUAUGGGUUGGGUUUGGCGUGAGGACAAUCUCUAUUACGUUUUCAGAUGAUUGGCUCUCUUGCCAAAUCCUGACUAUGUGCUGACUUUGUGUCAUGGGCAGAUAAUAUCUGUGUCUACGUUGUGAUCCAUGAGCCUGUGCUGGGGAUGACGUGAGCAACACCCCAAGAAAGAAGCGAUCGCUGCCCCUGGAGUGUACCCAGUGUGUGAGGAAUACUCUGAGAAGGAAGCUCUCGCUGCCCCUGGAUUGUACCCAGUGUGUGAGGAACACCUCAAGAAGGAAGCUCUCACUGCCCCUGGAGUGCACCCAGUGUGUGAGGAACACCCCAAGAAAGAAGCUCUCGCUGCCCCUGGAGUGUACCCAGUGUGUGAGGAACACCCCAAGAAGGAAGCUCUCGCUGCCCCUGGAGUGUACCUAGUGUGUGAGGAACACCCCAAGAAGGAAGCGCUCGCUGCCCCUCGAGUGUACCCAGUGUAUGAGGAACACCCCAAGAAGGAAGCACUCGCUGCCCCUGGAGUGUACCCAGUGUGUGAGGAACACUCUGAGAAGGAAGCUCUCGCUGCCCCUGGAGUGUACCUAGUGUGUGAGCAACACCUCAAGAAGGAAGCACUCGCUGCCCCUGGAGUGUACCCAGUGUGUGAGCAACACCCCGAAAAGGAAACGCUCUCUGCCCCUGGAGUGUACCCAGUUUGUGAGCAACACCCCCGAGAAGAAAGCGCUCGCUGCCCCUGGAAUGGACCCAAUGUGUGAGCAACGCUCUAAGAAGUAAGCGCUCGCUGCCCCUGGAAUGGACCCAAUGUGUGAGCAACGCUCGAAGAAGGAAGCGCUCGCUCGCCCCUGGAAUGGACCCACACUUCUCUGGCCUCUAAUGUUGAGGUCGCAUAUCUGGCACAUUUUAUGCAUUCGGACUGCUGCUCCCGACUUCUCCCUGGGUCUGCAAUUUGGGCGUCUGAUGGACCCUCCUGUUAUCCUGCAUUGGUGCUGUUACCCCCCCCCCCCCCCCCC